This is a messenger RNA of Gadus chalcogrammus (walleye pollock), 2245 nucleotides long. Its product is annotated as sodium- and chloride-dependent GABA transporter ine. The record is from RefSeq and is a predicted model, not a curated record. Lineage: Eukaryota; Metazoa; Chordata; Actinopteri; Gadiformes; Gadidae. The transcript is spliced from 13 exons. Gene Ontology annotation, biological process: sodium ion transmembrane transport. Gene Ontology annotation, cellular component: membrane. The coding region runs from base 1 to 1752 and encodes 583 amino acids.
AUGGAGGCAGACAUGAAGCUGCACGACCCUCACAGGCCAACAUGGAGCCGGCAGAUAGAGUUCACGCUGGCCGGAAUCGGCAUGGCAGUUGGUCUGGGCAACGUAUGGCGGUUUCCCUAUCUCUGUUACAGGAGCGGCGGCGGGGCCUUUUUGGUGCCCUACGUUUUCAUGCUGGUGGUUCUGGGAAUCCCUCUUCUUUACAUGGAGCUGCUCCUGGGCCAGUACAUGAGGAGGGGGCCGGUCCAAGUCCUAAAAAAUGUCUGCCCGCUCUUGAAAGGGGUCGGCUUGGCGUCCGUGGCUAUCUCUUUCAUCAUGUGCACGUACUACAACGUGGUGAUCACCUGGGCCCUGUACUACAUGUUCAGCUCCUUCCGUACUACGCUGCCCUGGCAGGACUGCAAUAACACCUGGAACACACAAAACUGUACCAGCACCCCCACUAACAGCAGUGCCGAACACACCUCCACAGCCAGCCAGGAGUUCUUCAAUUUGAAGAUGCUGCAGAGGACAGGCGGCCUGGAGGACUCUGGGACUCUGCGCUGGGAGCUGCUGCUGAUCCUGCUGCUGGCCUGGACCAUGAUCUACCUCUGCAUCUUCAAGGGCGUCAAGUCCACCGGCAAGGUGGUGUACUUCACAGCCCUCUUCCCGUACGUGAUCCUGCUGGCUCUGCUGAUCAAUAACGUCCAGCUCCCCGGAGCCCUGGAGGGAAUAAAGUUCUUCAUCAUCCCAGAGUGGGAGAAGCUUCUCUCCAUGGAGGUGUGGGUGAAUGCCGCGGCACAGAUCUUCAACUCCAUCGGGAUAGGAUUCGGGUCGCUCAUGUCCAUGUCCAGCUACAACUCCUUCAACAACAACGUGCUGAAAGACACUCUGACCAUAGCCAUCGUCAACUCUCUGACCAGUCUCCUGGCCGGAUUCGUCAUCUUCUCGGCCUUCGGGUACAUGUCUCAUCUCCAGGGCAUCCACAUAAAGGACCUGGCAGUGGACGGCCCAGGGCUCGUGUUUGUCGUGUACCCACAAGCCUUUGCCACCAUGCCACUGGCCCCCCUCUGGGCUGUGAUGUUCUUCUUCAUGCUGCUCUGCCUAGGCCUGGACAGCGAGUUCGGCAUGGUGGAAGUGAUGGUGACCAGCCUGAAGGACAGCUACGGCAAGCAGCUGAACCGCUACUUCAAGCGGAAGGAGCUGUUCGUCUUGGCAGUCUGCAGCGUGGCCUUUCUGUUCGGGAUUCCCUACGUCUUGCAGGUGGGGAUCUAUGUGUUCCAGCUGAUGGAUCAUUACACCGCCAUUGUGUCCAUUCUGUUUCUGGCCUUUUUCGAGGUGAUCGCCACCUGUUGGAUUUACGGAGUGAAGCGUCUCUCAGGCUGUCUGGAGGAGAUGACAGGGAAAGGGGCAAACAUCUACUUCAAGUUCUGUUGGCUCAUCGUUGCCCCUGUACUCAUCACUGUGAUCCUCAUCUUCAGCAUCAUCCAGUUCAAACCGGCCCGCUACGAGGACUACGUCUUCCCUGGCUGGGCCCAGGGGGUUGGUUGGGUCAUCGCCCUGGGGUCCAUCAUCUGGAUCCCCCUGGGAGCCGUUCACACCUUAUGGGUCCUGCCAGGGUCCAUCACAGAGAAACUGCGCCAGUCGAUCACACCUUACGGACUGGACAGGAAGUCAGAGCUGGACCUCGGAGGAGGAGAAACGGUACACCCAGGGAGUCUGGCUAUCACCAGCGAGGCCAAGACAGAGAACUUUCAGUUUCAGACAAGUCUCUGAUACUGAACCAUCCCUCUUGAGUAUCAAUCAGUCACAGUGAUUCAUCAAAAGGCUCUGAAAGAAGACACGUCGCCUGGCUCCUGCAGGAAAGUGUGCGGUGAACUUUGUGUUUGGAGUUUUUCGUAAUGCCAGAAUGGGUUGUCAACGACCGACAUCAUUAAAUAUUUAUCAACAGUGUCAAAAUCUGUUUGCCAGAAGUGUAAGAUGUCCUAUAAAGCCAUUUAAUUUAAAUUUAUAAUAAUUUAUUUAUAAUAUGCAGAUUGGGUACAUUUUUCAGUAUGAUGACUGACACGUUAGCUAGAUGUUUUGAAGAUAACACCAGCUGUAACAUAGCAAUUGCGAAUGCGGAAUAUGGCGAUAUUUAUUUGGUAAUGAACUGAUAUUUGAAAACUGUUUUGUUAUAACACUUAUGUUGUAUUUAGAAAAUAUCUUUCUUUGUAGCGAUGCACACCUGCAAUGCACUAGACCAUCACUCAUAAUAAAACAAAACAAA